CCUGUGGGCUGGACGCGCGCGGGGCGCGAGCGGCUGGAGGCUCUGGGGGUCCCCGGGGAGCCAUGCGGGGGACCCCAGCUGCUUUCCUCUGGCGGUGGCCGAAGCUGGAGCUGCUGCGGGUGGCGCUGGUCGUACUGUGCCACGCCACCCGUCCCCAGGGAAGCCCUGGGCCAAUGCAGUGCUAUGGAGUUGGACCCAUGGGGGAUUUGAACUGCUCCUGGGAGCUUCUUGGGGACCUGGGAGUCCCCUCUAUGCUGCACCUCCAGAGCCAGAAGUACCAUUCCAACAGAACCCAGACAGUGACGGUGCCUGCUGGGCAGAACUGGGUCACCAUUCCACGGGGACAUCUCACCACAUCUGACAAGCUCCUUGUCUGGGGGACCCAGAGGGGCCGACCUCUGUGGCCUCCAGUCUUCGUGAACCUGGAAACCCAAAUGAAGCCCAGCGUCCCCUGGCUGUACCCUGACGUGGACUUUUCUCAAGAUGAGCCCCUGGAGGCCACGAUCCAGUGGGCGCCACCCACAUGGCCAUCCCACAAGGUUCUGAUUUGCCAGUUCCACUACCGAAGGUGCCAGGAGUCGAGCUGGAGCCUGUUGGAGCCAGAACUGAAGACCAUCCCACUGACCCCCGUGGAGAUGGAGGACAUGGAGCUCGACACCUCUUAUGAGGUGUCUGGCCGCUGCCGAGUGGAGGAAGAGGAUCUGUGGGGCGAAUGGAGUCCAGUUCUGUCCUUCCAGACACCGCCCUCUGCUCCCAAAGAUGUGUGGGUAUCCAAGAGUUGCUGCCUGACAUCCUGCACACAGGAGCCCCUGCUUCUGUGGAAGGCCCCGGGGCCCUGUGCACAGGUGAGCUACAGGGUGUGGUUCCAGGUUGGAGAGAAGAAUCUGCCUCAGGAAGAGGUCCCCUGUUGCAGGUCUCCUGUCCCCAUGAGGGCGGAGUGGGCUGCAGUGUCUGCUGUCAACACCACCACUUGGGCGUCUCUCACCAACCUCUCUUUGGUCUGUUUGGCCCCUGAGUCUGCCCCCCAUGGCGUGGAGGUCAGGCACAUUGCUGGGAGCCCAGAGCUACUGGUGACCUGGCAGUGGGGGACCGGGGAUCCAGGGGAGUACGUGGUGGACUGGGUUCGAGACGGUGACCCCCAGGAGAACCUCAGCUGGGUCCGGCUCUCCCCAGGGAACCUCAGUGCAUUGUUAUCAGGGAAUUUUGAAGAAGGGGUCCCCUAUCGAAUCACGGUGACAGCAGUGUCUCCUGCGGGCUUGUCCCCUGCCCCUUCAGUCUGGGUGUUCACAAAGGAACUAGCACCCCUACUGGGACCAGCACUUUGGCGACUCCAAGAUGACCCCCCAGGGACUCCUGCCAUAGCGUGGGGAGAAGUCCCAAGACACCAGCUACGGGGCCACCUCACGCACUAUACCCUGUGUGCACAGAGCGGAACCAGACCCUCCGUCUGCACAAACGUGAGCAGCAGCACCCGGACUGUCACUCUUCCCGACCUUCACUGGGGUCCCUGUGAGCUGUGGGUGACUGCGUCCACCAUUGCGGGACAGGGACCCCCUGGUCCCAGCCUCCGGCUUCACCUACCAGAUAACGCCAUGAAGUGGAAAAUUCUGCCAGGUGUCCUCUCCCUGUGGGUUCUGUUCCUCAUGGGCUGUGGCCUGAGCCUGGCCACCUCGGGAAGGUGCCUCCACCUGCGACACAAGGUGCUGCCCCGCUGGGUCUGGGAGAAGGUGCCUGAUCCUGCCAACAGCCAUUCUGGCCAGCCCCACAUAGAGGACGUGUUCCAGACCCCACCCCCCCAGGACUCACCCAUCCUGGAGGUGGAGGAGAUGGAGCCAUUGCCCAUGCCGGAGACCCCCCCGGCCUCAACCCCUCUUCACUUUGGAUACGAGAAACACUUCCUGCCCACGCCUGAGGAGCUGGGCCUUCUGAGGCCCCCCAGUCCCCAGGUCCUGGCCUGAGCCUUGCCAGCCCUGGGUUAGCCUGCUUGACAGGUGAAGAUGCUGAGGCUCAGAGAGGCUGAGUCACCUGACUGAGGACACACAGCCAGGCUGGAGCUAGAAGGGCCCCUUUGGAGAAGGCCCGGCCUCAGCAGGGAAGACACAGAUGGAUGAAGGAACAAAGGAAAAUACAUGAAAUUGAGACUGGCAGCUGCCUCCCCAAAUGUGUCCUGCUGAGGAGAACCACCUUUGGGUCUAAUCCCAGCCUCCCUUGCAGCUAGGUCGGCCAUGGACUGAGUUCUCCACAGAUGUGGGCACAAGUGACAUGUGCCCCCAAGGACCCAAAAACACUGGGUGGGGGUCCUCCACACUCUGCCUUUGCCUGUGUGUGGGAACAAGCACAUGGUCAGCUCUGGCCUACCCGCGGUGACAGUGGGACAAGAAAUGGGAGGGAACCUGAAUCCCUGGGUGAUACCGUGGAGCAGAGCCUGAAUCCCUGGGUGAUACCGUGGAGCAGAGCCUGAAUCCCUGGGUGAGCACAUGGAGCAGAGCCAUAGUAAACUUUU
Molecule: messenger RNA, 2503 nt
Organism: Castor canadensis (American beaver)
Lineage: Eukaryota; Metazoa; Chordata; Mammalia; Rodentia; Castoridae
Gene: Il27ra
Product: interleukin 27 receptor subunit alpha
Molecular function (GO): interleukin-27 receptor activity; protein binding
Source: RefSeq, a predicted model, not a curated record